Messenger RNA from Hylaeus anthracinus, 12453 nucleotides. RefSeq names its product bromodomain adjacent to zinc finger domain protein 2B-like. Gene Ontology annotation, molecular function: protein binding; DNA binding. Bases 1195 to 8070 code for a protein of 2291 amino acids. The transcript has 33 exons. NCBI's taxonomy places the organism in Eukaryota, Metazoa, Arthropoda, Insecta, Hymenoptera, Colletidae. The record is from RefSeq and is a predicted model, not a curated record.
CCGCGACGUACGGACGUGGAGAGACGCGAGCACGGUUCUCCUUUGGGCGGAAAACGUGAAAAAAGCACAGAAAAUCGCGCGGUAACCGUGCAAACGCAUCGCGUUAACGUUCGCGUUGGAUUUUAACGCGGGAGUCGUAGGUGAAACACGGGUGUUUCGACGUUAUCUGUUAAAUUCCGUUUAGCGUGUGAAAACAGUGCAACGAGAGCAUCGAGUGCAGCAGAAAGAAGAGCAUCGAUUGUCCUUUGUGUGAUCGUCUCGUUUACGAGCUUCUAGCGGGACGCUACCGCGACGUGUCGUUCCGGGAACACCCCGAAACGAUUUCUCGUUUACGAGAGAGUCACCUUUACGUGCCUUCGUUGGGCCGAGUCGGUGUUAUACCUGCGCGUCCCUCUCACAAAGUGCUGGUCCCGAAGGUCUUCGUUGAAGGUCUCCCGUGCCUCGUGCCUGAGGAGACAGACGCGGAAUGAUAUUUCGUCGAAUCGGAGGUGUUGCAGGCUCGUUAGGCGCGACGUGACACGCGAGAGAGAAGCGUCCUAAGAUACGAGAUUAGGUAAGAAGCUUUCUCGGCGUACCGGGGGCCCCAAACACCCGCGGAUUCUAUUAUUUUCCCAGUGAAACAGUUAAACGCGGUAUUUUUCAGUCACCUUCUCGCCUCUGCAAGUGCGAAAACGGAGAAUAUAUUGCGAAUCCUUCCCGGGGGGAUUCGAGGUUGUGACACGGUUGUGCUUCGGUGGAAUAAAGAAAUUCGCGAGCAGAUCGUAGAUCUAUAGGUGAGAUCGAGGUAUACGCUCGACGCUGCGUUGGUGUUCGUUGCCGACGACCGGCAAUUGUGUUUAUCUAUUCCACGUACGAUCGAAAAAGUGCCAAGCAAGAUAAGUUGGGUGCAGCCACGGCGCGCGAGGACGUGAAUUCGUUGGGUGUUCAAUGGGAUCCUCAUCGAGCAAUUCUGGCUGUGUAUGAAGCUGUUCUGGUUCCAAGGGGUUAACGCAUUUGUCAUCACGUGGGCCAUCGAUGAGCCACGCUACUAACAUCGAGCGAGUCAUGUUCUCCAGUCUGUAAAUCGGAAGGAUGUCUGAUGUGUCCACUCGUGGUUAACCGGGAAAAGUAUGUGAUCUUCCUUCAAGGUGCGAUGGAGCCUCGCGGAGCCGGCUUUUACUAUGAGUUGAGGCCUCGUAAUUAAUCGGGACUGGUAUGGAGAAGGAGAACUCCGCAUCGGGCGGAGGUGGCGGAGGUGAAGCGGCGGCCACGGCGACCCCAGGCGCCACCUCCGCCUCCGAGAAACUCCAGGCGGACCAGGCCAAUCCGUUGCUUGAUCCAACUGCGCUCUUCGGUGCGUAUUGGCCUCGAGGCGACAGUGCAGCUUCGUCGCUUUUCGGUGGAAUGCCCGGUGGAUAUGGGUUGGGGGCCCAUCAUUUGCCAUCGGCUUACGCCAUGCUGGGCAGAGGUGGCUCUGCUCCGGGCUUUGGGGGCCACACGCCGGCCUCUGCACCACCACCACCCCCAUACUCUCACAGCAGUCUUGGUACCCUGAGCGUGGCUGCCAGUCAAGCUGCGAGUUUAGGUAUCAAUCCUGCGAGCGCAGCAUGGUGGACGGUGGCCUCGCACCUGGCGGCACAGGACUACCUGGCGAGGUUACAAGGGGCGGCGGGACUCCCCGGAUUUCCGCCUGGUGCUGAGAGUCUUCUGCCACCCUAUCCGGCCUCUCUACUUAAUCCCCCGUCCCUUUCGUCACACAAGUCCAGUAAGUUUCCCUGUCGCAAAACCACAGCUAAGUCAAGCAAGAGUCACAAGACGCCGGCGAACAGCAGCAGCUCGACGACGCCGAGCAUGACGAGCAGCAGUUUGCCAGUGUCGACGCAAGCACCGAUCACGUCCUCCCAUCACAAUACCUCGGCCAGCAGCACUCCAAAUUCCCAAACGAACGUCGUCAGUUCAGCGAAGGAGGGCAGCGAUCCUAGCAGUAUAUUGGGAGGUGUGCGGCUACCUCCUGACACAGAGAUCAUCAAGUACACGUCGAGCAUAGUCGGUCCAAAGGUGCCUGGCACGACGAACCGCGGCAGGAAGAAGACCAUAUCCUUGGACACACCGAGCGUAAGCGUUCAUCCGCCGCCGGUGCCUGCUCUCAGCGCUCAUCAAACAAACACGACAACGACGUCAUUGAUGAUGGAACCGAGAAAGUACAACCGUACAGGGACCGAGUCGAACGACUAUAGAGAGCCGGUAGAUCGUGUGGAAGUGAUCAAAUUGCCAGCACAUUCGACCAACGGUUCCGUUCUGUCAGCACCCACGUCGUACACGACCACCAAUGCGAACAGUUCGAACGAUUCGGACGCGCCGCUGAACCUCUCCCUGAAACCUGCGACGACUAGCAGUAGCUCGCCGAUUUCUGGUAGUCAGCCGCUUAGCCAGCUCAGUAAUUUAAGCCAGUCGUUGCUCGCCUCCGAUCGAACAUCGAGACGAAAGCCGGGUCCGAAGCCGCGAAGGGUGCCCCAGAACUCGGUGCCGGUCCCGGCGUCGCCUAGUCCGUCGUUGGCGCAGCUGUUCGCCGCGGCGGAUUCGCCGCAACGACCGAGCAGCGGAAGCGAGGAGAGCGAGAGCGCCAGUACGACACACCACAAGGACGGUCGACCUAGGAAUCUUGGUCGCGGGGUGUCCAAGCCGAAGAAGAACACCGUGGCCUCGCUGCUGGCCCAGAGCAGAGCUUUGGGCAUCAAGCCUACGCCCACCUUGGAUCCCAGUGUACCAUUGUCUCACCAGGUCUCCUUGCUGAGAUCGAACAUUCUCGCUGCUCAGCUGCACGCCACCGCAACGGACGACAAGAGUCAGCGGUCUUUGCAGGAGAAGAUGAAGAACAAACUGCUGGAGGUGUCCGGCGAGGAGAGCAACAUGGACGUGACCAGCGAGAGCGGUAGCAACACGGACGUCGUGACGGAUACGGACGACGAUAACAUGGACGGAGUGUCUAGCGCGAAGAGAAGAAAGAUCAAGCCCAGCGAGAGGGAUCUUCAGGUUCCGUUGGAGCGGGGCUGGAAACGGGAGACCGUUAUCAAGGGAUUGGGGAAGUCGGGAGUGAUAAAGGGUGACGUGUCUUACUACAGCCCUUGCGGAAAGACCUUCAGGAGCAGUCCAGAUCUGGCUAAGUUCCUGGAACAACAGAAUCCAGCAGAGUUGACGACGGCGAACUUCUCAUUCUCGUCCCGUCCCCUGAUAGGCGAGUUCCUGCAGCCGACGAUGGGUCUGGCGGAGGCGGAAUUCGUCAGGUUGGGCGCCCAGGAGGUGGCUAGAAGGUUGGAGGAGCUCCGAGUCGCGGGUGGUUUCAGGGACGUGCGAGCGAACAAUCAGUACGAGAGGGAGAAGCUUGCGUACGCGAAGAAACUCGCGAAGGAAGAGGCCCAACGUCACAAAGAGCAAGCUAGGCUCAUCAAGGAGCAAGAGAAAUCGGAACGGCAGGAGGCGGUGAGGCGGGAACGAGAGAUCAGAAAUCAGCAGCUACUCGAGGGUCGAAAGCGGCUAGCGUUCACGAUCAAGCAGAAAAUGAAGAUCAUCCAAGAGAUCGAACGCGGUAAGAGCAAGAGCGACGUGGCGCGCGAGCUGGGUCUGGCCAGCAGCACUGUGGCCACCAUCUGGAAGAAUCGAGAGAGCAUCGCCGAGAGCUGGAGGAACCGCGACAUGCUGUCGCACACCGACCAUCCGGAGGAUGCGGUCGCGAAAAAGUCGUGCCUCUCGUCCACUUCGUCCAACCUGGUGUCGGUCACGUCGCUGGCGACCAACACGGUGCUCAGCACCGCCUGCACCACGAAUACGACCACCACCUUGCCGACGGUUGUGGUCGCACCACCGACGGUGCAGGUGGUACCACCGCCACCACCUCCGCCGCCACCCCUGUCGACCACCUGCACGACCGUCGCCUCGACAGCACCGUUGCCGUUGUUGACGCAGUCGCAAUCAACCACGCAGCCUGUCACGCCAAUCUCCAGCACCGCGUCCACAGGCACCACCACCACCAACGCCAGCAUGGACAAUACCCAGCAGGCCCAGACCCAGACGCAAAGUCAGGAGCUUCUGGAGGCUCGGAAAAAACGGCAGGAAGAGGUGGAGAAGAUACGACUGGAGGAGCAACAACGAAAGCAACAGGAACGCGAGCUGAAGCGGCAACAAGCGGUCAUGUUGAAAGAACAGAUGUACAUGCAGGAGCUCACCAAGCAGCGCGAGAUGCUCUACACCGUCGAGCUGGAGAGGGAGAGAAGGAGACAGCAUAUGGCGUUGGUACGCGCGCUUGAAAAUCGUAGAAAGAUGGAGGAACGCGAGAAGAAACGGCUCGAGGCCAGGGCUGAGAGAAUAGCGACGAAGGAGAAACGCGCCGAACAGAGGAAGAUGGAGAUGGAGCUGAUCGAGCAGAUCAGGAAACCCGUAGAGGACAUGGAACUGACAGAUCACAGACCACUGCCAGAGUUGAAACGAAUAUCCGGACUCAAGCUGCCCGGCCAAGCGUUCUCGGACAUCGUCAUGGUAUUCGAGUUCCUGCAUAACUUCGGGGAGACUUUGGGUUUUGACAUGGACUCGCUGCCAAGCCUGAAGAGUCUCCAGCUAGCGCUGCUCAACGACGAAGAAGCCGAGGAGGAGAUGCUGUCCGUGAUGACGCACCUCCUAGUGUGCGCCAUCGAGGAUCCAGGGAUCCCACAGCCGGCGAGACACACCACAGGACUCGGACAGAGUCUAAGACAGGCAGACAUAACUCACGCGAACAUCAGCGAGGUGCUGCGGAUCUAUCUGUACGCGAACGCCACAGGCGAGGUGAAAGCUCUGACAGGCGUCUGCCUCGAACGAGAACGCGACAAGAAGUUCGCCGAUCAUCAUCAGAACGGAGGCGACUAUGCCUCCACUUGUUCGGGGAAGAACGCCCAGUUCUACGAACACCUGCACAACAACGAGACGUGGAAGAUGUCUGAGAGGCUGAGGGACAAGCCUUUCUUGGCCCUGAAUCCGACGCACAAGGCGCAGAUGCUCGCGUUCCUCUGCAACGAGCUGUUGCAGAACAAGGCUGUGAUCAGGCAAAUCGAGGGGAGUUUGGAGACGGUGGCUCAGCUCAGAAAGGAGAGAUUCGUACUGGACACUAAGAUCAGGAAACUCAGGCAGUUGCAUAGUAGAAAGGUUCGAAUGGAAGCUGUUGGCGUGAUCGUGAACAAAACUGGCGAUACCAUCACUAUAGAGAAGAAGGAAGUCGACGACGAGAGCAACACGACGUCGACGGCUGUGGGAACGACACCCACGCCCGAUGAGAUCCACCACGAGGACGAGGUCGAGGACAUGUCCGAGAACGAGAGCGAAGGGACUCAACCUGAGGAGGAGGAAGAUAAGAAUUUAUCAGGCGAGGAACUGGGCAAGAAGCUGGACAAACUGUUGAAGCAAUCGGAGGAGCAGCUGCAAAAGCUGAACAGCUCCUCGAAACAGCUGCGAGCGCACAUAUUCGGUCAGGAUAGGUACUGGAGACGAUACUGGGAGCUGGCAUGCGCGGGUGGUAUCUUCGUGGAGGCCAUGGAGAGCGCCGAGCCGGAGGUCCUGGAGCUGCAGGCCGAGCUGGACGAAAAGUACAAAGACAGGCCAGUGGAGGAGAAGCUCGAGACGAAGCAAGAAGACACCAAAACGAACACCGAGAACCGGGAGAACGAAGCCCCCAACGACGUGAAAGAGGAGAAGAAGUUCAACUCUAGCGAGAAAGAAGAAGACGUGAAGCCACUGGUUGAUAAAGCAAAGUCUGAGGUCGAGGAUGUUAAUUGCAAGAAGGAACACGUGCAGAACUGCGGAACGGAGAACUCGACGAAGAUAAAAGAGGAGAAAAAGCACGACGUCGACGGUAUGACUGACGCGAAGACCAACGUCACGUCCGAGGAAAUCAAGCAGGAGACAGAGGUGGUGACCAUGGACGUGGACAUGAAAGAGGAGACGAAGAAAGAGCACGAAGACACCGACGAGGACAUGAAACCAGCUAGAACGAUGGAGGACAAGAUCGUCGAGACGAUUCCGAACGGUGACAAAUUCAAUCACGUCAACAACAUUCACAACGGCAAAGAAUUAAACGGCACGUUCAUUUCAAAUAACAGCAACGAGUUCAGUUGGUUUUCAAUUCUACCACGCGAGACUUGCGACACUCCGGGACCCAGCACCAAACAGAUUUUCGGAAUAGCUGAACCAACCGAGUUGAGAAUACCGGUUUUCCCUCCUCCAGCCAGCCCGAAUUACGACAGGUGUGACAGUCCAGCGCCGUUGAUUUUGACUCAGGACGAAGCAGUGCAGCUGGAGUACCUGAAGGUCCACGGCCUGCCACCCCCUGGUGAAGCUAAACCAGUACCAAAAGAUCUACGGUACGGUUGGUGGAGAAUAACAGACGUGGACACGUUUCAAGAACUGCUCGAGCAUCUUCAUUCCCGUGGAGUCCGCGAGAAAGAGUUGAAACGCACCACGUGGGCGACAAUGGAGUCGUUCCUGGCAGUCACCGGCCGAAUCAACGUGGACCCGGGCAAUCUCACCGCUACCGAACUCCAAUCCGCUCCUGACGAACCCGACACACCCAUUCCCAAACCAGACAACCCGGAGACUUGGAGCGAACAGGUCGCGCUACGCGUGGACGCGCAACUUCUAGAACAAGUCGAGGCCCUCGAAGACAAAGUCGCCAACGCCAGCAUGCAGGUCAAAGGCUGGAAGCUUCCUCCGCGGGCGGGAACCGAGGAGGCCGAGGAAAUCGAGAAGCUGAACGAGAUGGAGAAGAUUAGCGCUGUCGAACAGGCGCGACAAAGGCUACUGUCUCUGGAAGCCGCCAUCGAAAGGAGAUACUUGAAGCCGCCGUUAGGCGUUUGCACGGGAGAUCCGAAUUUGGCAGCCUUGAAGGCGGAACAAGCAGCAGCUGCAAAUGCCAACUCGAAUAACUCAGAUCCGAGUAACCAGACCCCGGUGCCUCAAGAAGAGACAACACCGAGAGGACUGAACAACUGGCGUGAAGCGACAGCUCGAGCGCAUACAUCCGCUCAGCUCGCUAUGGCACUUUACAUGUUGGAGGCAAGCAUCGCCUGGGACAAGAGCAUCAUGAAGGCUGUGAGUCUAACACCAGCUAGAAACUCGGUCUGCGUCAAGCUACGAAACCGCUGCGUCUCACUCAAAGCUACCAAUCAGUACAAUCAGCUAUUGACUACUUCUCAGGCCUCUAAUUGUCAGUUCUGUCACAGCGGAGAUAACGAAGACAAAUUGCUACUGUGUGAUGGCUGUGACCGCGGCUACCAUACUUAUUGUUUCCGUCCAAAAAUGGAAAACAUUCCUGAUGGUGACUGGUAUUGUCACGAAUGCAUGAACAAAGCAACAGGUGAACGAAAUUGUUUGGUAUGUGGAAAGAGAGUUGGUAAAAACUUAGUGUUAUGUGAACUAUGCCCACGUGCUUAUCAUACCGACUGCCACAAUCCUGUUAUGCCAAAAAUGCCAAGGGGAAAAUGGUAUUGUUCUAAUUGCCACAGUAAACAACCAAAGAAGAGAAAUAGUAGUCGAAGGAGUCAUACCAAAGGGGGAGGCACCAGAGAAAGUGAAAGUUCUGACCAUCCACCAGCUAGUCCAACGCCGUCAACGGCAUCGAACACGCACGUAGAGGACGUCAGUUCGUCGGAACCGGCAACCCCUACCGCCUCGCCACGGAAGGAGGGGAACAAUAGGACGCUGACGAAGAAACAGCAACGAGAGUUGGCUCCUUGUAAGAUGCUACUCGAACAGUUGGAGCAACAGGACGAGGCCUGGCCGUUCCUCUUGCCGGUGAACACCAAACAGUUCCCGACCUACAAGAAAAUCAUUAAAACGCCCAUGGAUCUCAGUACGAUCAAGAAGAAAUUGCAGGACUCCGUGUACAAGUCUCGCGAUGAGUUUUGCGCCGAUGUCAGACAGAUGUUCAUCAACUGCGAGGUAUUCAACGAGGACGACAGUCCCGUGGGGAAGGCCGGACACGGGAUGCGCAGUUUCUUCGAAAUGCGUUGGACCGAGAUUACAGGCGCGCCGCCAUCGCAGCAGCAGCAUCCGCAAACGCAUAGCUGAGGAUCGGUUCGUUCUCGCAACACCUGCAACAGUUUUGCCCACUUCUACUACUAAAGAGGUAGUGUGUCCAUGGAACAAUUACGCCUGGGAGUCGUCGAGGAAUUACCAAGGGGUCCGUUUUCCGUGCACGUCGACCUCGUUCUAGCGGUCGACCGAACGCAAACUUGAUAGAAACUCCAUGAACGCGAGCAAAUGUCUUUGUGCGCGCGCGCCUCCCCCUCAAAACCCUCCCGACGCUCGUUUAUCGCCCGUGAUCGACGCGUGGGCGCUUUUCGCAUUUUAACUUACUUGAAUCUCCAACUCUGAUGCCGUUUCACCGCUUAUUCGACAAACAAACAGCAAUUUUCUCCUCCUUUUAAUGUUUUGAAAGUAAAUUUUGUUGUAGAACUGUAUUCCUUGCAGGCACAACUUCAAGCCGAGCUUUUUUUCCAGUAACUAAUUUAUCUAUUUUAAAACACGUACUUAGAACAAUAUAACUGUUGCAAGAUUCUUUUUAUUCCCUUAAAUGUAUAAAUUUUAACUUGUGUUAAAAAUGGUAUAUCAAAAACUUCCCUCGUUAAAUUUCAGUUCCAUCCAGUGCCGUUUUCUUCAACCUUCCACCAUUUUAUUCGUGUAAAACUGGUGCUGCCGCGCGGUAAGCGUGGCAAAUUCAAACGUUGGCUAUCCCAAGUUGCUUUUCGUUUGCUUCGUUAAGCGGGCGGCAACCUUUUAUUAUUCACGUUGAUAAUUGUUCAGUGUAAAAUUCAACGAGACGAACUUUUACACCACGUUUCGGUAUGCGUCGAGACGUUUACGCCGAACGAAUUUCUAUUUAACUUCGUAGGAAUUGUACGCAAACGGUUAAUUCGAGAAGCUUUAUCGAGAAAACCACGAGACAGAGAUCGAACGCGAUAAAACACGUUUUGCAAUUCGGAGCUUCUCGGGGUGAACUGCGAUUUUCAAGCCCGAGUACGAUGGAAACACGAUAUGCAAGAUGGUCACUGUACUUACAGAAAGUUAACGAGUAAACAUUUUUUGCCUAAGCGAACACGAGAUGUAAUUUGCGAUUGUAUUAUACAGGCUUAGCGACGAUGAGUUGGCAGAAGAAAUAUUUUGCAAAAAUUAAUGAAUGUGAACAAAACAGGAGAAGUAUAUAUAUAUAUAUAUAUAUAUACAUACAAAGGUAUAUAUGUAUAUGAAUAUAAUUGUAUAAAUAUGAAUAUAGUGUAUAUGUAUACUAUAUAGAUAGUUACACGAAAACAUUGCAACACUCAUACCUGGACACCUUUGCCCAUGAAAUUGUCACCACGAUAAAAGGGUAACAUUUGCUGCAAAGUAAGAUACAAUAGAAUGACAACCGGAGUCAAUCUUCCAAUUAAGGACGAAGUUAAUGCCAUUCCACGGAUUUUUCACCUUCAUUUUUCUACGUUUGCUUUGCCCUUUAUUUGCACCAGGAAUCACGAGUGAACGGAUACCUUUCGGUUGACUGGAACGAUUGCAAUAAAUAGAACGGACAGAUGUAAAUCUUCAUAAAAGAAACAGCAGUAUUUUAAAUAUGUUCGAUGCUAUUACAUUUUGCAAUAAAAUUAAAUUCUUCGAGAGACUGAACAAGCAUGUCUUUCUACUGUGAUAAAUGAAGAUAUAAUUUAAAGUGUUAUACAAUAUUUUUGUUUGUAUAAUAAAAGUAAUAGAGUCCUUACAAGGUGUUCAAUGAUGUAAAAGUUUACCAUUACGCUCUGAUCGAGUAAUACACUCCGGUCGAAUGCUCUGAAAAUUAAGACGUACUUGUUCAGACUAACGGAGAUGCAAGAAAUUACCUAUAUCAUUCACAUUUCACAAUAGUUGUUACAUACACACUGCAACGUUGCUUCCGCCGUUGGAGAGCGUGCAUUGUUUACAGUCGUUAUUUUAUUCACUGCCGAUACGAAUUUCCUAAUAAGCAAUACGUGACACUGUUGAACAAAAUUUAAUUACAGUAACGAUCGACGAUUAAUUUAAUCGCCUUUUGUUGGGAGCGAUCAGUUUCGGUAAUCAAUAAAUGCUCAACUUUGAUAUACGAGUACAAGUGCAACCGGAUACGCUGUAGCUUGAAACGAAAUUUGUGAAUACGUGGCUCGUAAAAGGCGAAUUGUUUAACGAUGCAUAAUACUCGAUGCACAAAGAACUGCGAGCAUUCCCCCAAAUUUUUCGUUCUCUCAUGAUUGUAUUCCAACAAAUGUAAUUUCAAUACCAUGUUCGAAAGCAAUACAUAUGAAUUUCGAUUAAUUGUCAACGAUUGUGUACACAUCGACGAUUGCCAAGUGACUUUUAAUAAAUAGUUGCGAGGCCGUUGCACAUUCGAGACCGACAAAUUACAAUACCAUCUUCAAUUAUCGUUGACUAUGCUGUGUUACCAGCUAAACAAAUUAGAUCUGGCAUGAUUCACAGGCUGAGUCAUCGAUCUCGAAUGUGUUAAGGCAAGUUUAACUCUCCGUGACGCUAGUAUUGUCGCUACGAUGUGUAACGCAGGGUUUCCAUAAGCAAAUAUCGUGCACCAGGAGUACGCCAGUCCAGCGGCGUUAAUAUUACUCACACAGAAUUCAACAUACCGCCAGUUUAUUUAUUUCAAAUACUUCGUAGUUUACAUUCCACUGCUUCAUCUUCUUUAGUUCAGUAUCCAUUCUCAUGGAUGUUAUCGUAUAUAAGAAAACUUUUAGCAAUAGUUGUUUUUAAAUUUUAGUUAAAAAGUACACCCCUCCAUUUUGUUUGCGUAACGAUGACCAAAUGGCGCCAAUCGAGUUGGCGUAUCUCCAUCCACACGAAAAUGAUCGCCGUGUGCUCGUGGAAACCUUGCAAAAGUGUUCUCGAAUUUUAUCCGCGUCGAGUUCAGGCGAUAGGACCUCGAUUAUUAAUCGAUCAUUGUUCCACGUAGCGUUGGGAGAUUUUUUAAGCGACGUUCGAUUUUGAACUAGAUCUUAGACGAAACCUGACGUCCCACACAAGGUGACAAACGACGUGGUGGCACACUUUUUAAACGAAACGUUAUAUAUCGCGCGUCCGCGGCGUCGCAAGAAGAUGGCGCGUGGACGUUUGGGCGUCGAUAGUAAUUCCUUGGAUUUCCAAUAAUCAGCGGGGUGUAUCUUUCACGUAUGUAAGUGUGACCAUCGUGAUGCGCGACGAUGAUAAACGAUCGACAAGAAACGUUCACGGUAAUUUCUUGUUUUUUUUAUGUAAUUGAUGUACAUUAUUGCUCGUAAUAGCAGAUAGGUUACGUAAUAACGAGGAUUAUUCAAGGAGGAGGAGGCGGAGAGAAACGGGAGAAGUGGUUCGGUCGUAGUGAUUGUGCUAAACAUUCGUAGUUUGUAAAAGUAUUAGCUAGAUUGUAAAAGAGAAAUGCGGCGUGUGAAAACGACUACGAGAUAAAACGAUAAUUAUAAAUAAUGUGUACGGGGUGCGGCUGAACAUGCGGAACGGAUGCACCGUGUCGCGUCCGGACAUGAUCCAAGAACGAUCGAACACUGUAAGAUCGUAACGAGUAAAACGCGCGUUUUAUCGACCCGUGUUCAACGGUGAAUCAUAUAUUUUCUUUUUCAUUUUAAAACGCAGUAGAAACAUGAUUUGAUUCUUUGUUUGAAUAUUUGCUAAUCGACGAUCGACUUCUUUUAUAUACGUAGACGAUCGUUAGGUGGAGCGACGAAUGACGAGAAGCUGGUGUAAUAAUAAAUGUUCUUGUUUGAUUUUUCGAGAGCGCAGUAUCGGGGCAUUUCGCGAUCUUACCGAACGUUCUUCAGGAUCGUGUACGUCUUAGGGACGAGUAUGUACGCGUGAGGAUAAUGGUGUAACGACACACUUAAUGCACGCCUUGCACCCUCGUAUUAUAGCCGAUGCAUUAGACAUCUCAUACAUUCAAACACACACACAUCCCCCCCCCUUCCCACCCAGCCACCCAACAAGAACAACAAGAACAAAUAAUUUUUUAAGAUUCAAUUAUUAUUUAAAUAGUACAGUUACAUUGUUAGUAUGAAUAACGACGCUUUUUAUACGAAUUUUAGUUUUUAACGUCGAUCUUAUGAUAUAUUAUAUGGUAUAAUGAUAAUGACAAUGGUAAUAAACAAUAACGAUAAAUGAUAUCGAUAAUGGAACAGAUUAAAGAGAAACGGAAAAAAUGCGCAAAUGAGAAAAAGGGCGUACGAGAAAAACGAUAGAACGAGAGAGAGAGAAAGAGAGAGAGAGAGAGUUAGAGUGAGUGCGUGAGACAGAAAGGGUAUCGAAAGAGAGACAGAGAGAGAGAGAGAGAGUGUGUGUUUAAGCUAGAUGAUUGUCUAUAGUAUAAACGAAGGCAUACGUUAGGUAGCCUCGAUGCUAUUUAAACAGACUUAAUUAAUGUAUUGCAAAUGAAUUAAUAAAGUGUAAGCGAAGCGUGUA